AUGACUAUUGGAAAGCAUUGGGUUUAUGAUAAGCAUGAGGACUUGGUCUCUACUCACUUGCUUGCUUUGGCAAAACUGAACCCAGCAGUUAGGCUCAUUCCUGACGAGAAGGUGAUUUACAACCCUAAAAAGGAAACCAAAAAAGUUGUGGUCAUAUCAGGAGGUGGAGGUGGGCACGAACCGCUACACGCGGCCUACGUGGGGGACAACUUGAUUGAUGCUGCAGUGAGUGGAGCUAUCUUCGCUUCUCCUUCCACUAGACAGAUUAUGGCUGCUAUCAGAAAGGUUGGUUCCAAAAAGGAUGGUGAAGGUACGUUAAUUGUGGUGAAAAAUUAUACUGGAGAUAUACUCCAUUUUGGGCUUGCUGCUGAGAGAGCAAAAGCUGAUGGCUAUAAUGUAGAAUUGCUCCCUGUAACUGAUGAUGUAGCUGUAGGAAGGGAACAGAAUAAAAUGGUUGGAAGGAGAGCAUUAGCCGGGACAGCUUUAGUUCAUAAAAUUGUAGGUGGUGCAUCCUCUGCAAAAGAUAAGAAUUAUGAUCUUGCAGAUAUUGCAAAACUUGGAAAUCUAAUCAAUUCAAACUUGGUUACCAUUGGUGCUUCUUUGGAUAGAACUAGUGUUCCAGGAAAAUCCGAAGAUGAUGAGGAACAAGAGGAAGAGCAAUUACACCCUGAAUCAGCUGAAUUGGGAUUGGGUAUACAUAACGAGCCUGGCCAGCGCCUUGACCCAAUUCCUCAUAUUAAAGACUUACUAAAGACCAUGUUUGAGAAGCUACUCUCCUCUGAAGACAAAGAUCGUCAUUAUGUUGACUUUAAGAACGAUGAUGAGUACGUCUUACUCAUUAACAAUAUUGGUGGUACAUCUACUUUGGAAUUGUAUGUGAUUGCGGAGAAGAUUUUAGAAUCAAUCCCGUUAUCUAAAAAGCCAAAGAGAAUCCUCAUUAGCGAUUUUGUGACUUCUCUCAAUGCUCCAGGGUUCUCAAUUACCUUACUUAACUUAUCGAAUAUCACUGAUUUCGAUCAACAUGAAAUAUUGGCGUAUAUAGAUGUACCUACAAAUGCUCCUGGUUGGAAGCCCAAGACUUAUGAUUCGAAACUAUGGGAUGCACCAGGUGAUAAUUUUGAUGAAUCUCCAAUCAAAGAUGAUGAAGAUCCAGUGACAUCGAGCCUCAAGAUUGAUGGUCAAUUGUAUUUUGGAAAAGCGCUAAAGAGUGCUUUGGAAAACCUUUUGAAGGAGGAGCCUAAAAUCACUCAUUACGAUACUAAAGUUGGUGAUGGUGAUUGUGGUGAGACUUUGGCAGCUGGUGCAAAUUCCAUCUUGAAGGCAUUGGAACUGAAUAAAUCCUUCCAAGAACAUCUUGAUGAUCCUGUUGCAACAUUAUCAGUUAUCACUGAACUAGUAGAAGAAAGCAUGGGAGGCACUUCUGGUGGUCUCUAUUCAAUUUACUUGACAGCUCUAGUUCAAAACUUACAGAAGUUAAAGGAGGUUUCAAUUGAAACAGUCAGUGGUGCUCUUGAAAGUUCACUCUAUGAUGGACUCUUUAAAUACACUAGAGCUAGGACUGGAGGUAGAACUCUUAUCGACACUUUACAACCUUUUGUAGAUACUUUAGUGAAAGGUAAAGACUUAAAAGCUGCCCUUGAAGCUGCAAAGAAAGGUUGCAAUUCAACUGGGGACUUGAAGGCGAAAUUUGGAAGAGCAAGCUAUGUCGCAGACGAAGAAUUCCAAGAUGGCGGUGAUGGGAAGAUUCCUGACCCAGGAGCUGUUGGUUUAUUAGCUAUUAUCGAAGGCUAUAUCAAUAGUUUGAACUAA
Molecule: messenger RNA, 1809 nt
Organism: Dujonia railenensis
Lineage: Eukaryota; Fungi; Ascomycota; Pichiomycetes; Serinales; Debaryomycetaceae
Source: the annotation of a GenBank genome assembly